AUGCUUUACGGCAGUGUCGCAAAUCAUAAUGUAACGUUACACAUGGAAACUAGCUCACGGCCGGAGUUUUGUUUACACUCUUGGGGAGCCAACAGCUACGGGCAGCUGGGACAGGGACAUGUGGAGGAUCUGUCAGAGCCCCGGCUCUCUGACACCACUGCUCUACAAAACAUGGCAAUACGGGCUCUCAUCGGCGGCGGGGGUCACUCGGUGGUUAUCACGGAGAAUGGAGAGGUGUUUGUGUGCGGACAGAAUCACCGAGGCCAGCUGGGUCUUGGUCACAAUGUAGACAUCUCAACUCUUCAACUCUGCCGCAGCCUGACUCAGAGGGUCACAACAGUAGCCUGUGGUUGGGAUUUUACUCUUCUUCUCAGUGAUUGUGGUCGAGUACUGGCAUGUGGCUCCAAUGCAUUUGGACAACUAGGUGUUGGACAAACAGUCACACACUGUGCAGAUCUACUGGUUGUUGAGAGUCUGAAGGAGCCAGUGUUGAGUGUAGCAGCAGGACUCAGACAUUCACUAGCUGUUACUGUCUCAGGCUGCAUAUAUCAGUGGGGAAGUGGUCUUUUUAAUCACGCUAAGAGAGCACUCAGUCCUCGCCCUGUCCCGUCACACCUCAGCUCUACGGUACCCUCUCUCGUACCCGGUCUGGAUCAUAAGACCUCACGCAUGGUAACUGCAGGCUCAGCGCACUGUGUUUGCCUUACCGGAGACGGUGAUUUGUUUCUGUGGGGAAGCAACAAGCACGGCCAGCUGACCACCGCACAGCCCUUCCUGUCCUCUCCCACUCUUGUGAAGCGCUCACUGCUAGGUGGAGAGAAAGUUAUCAGGGUGUGGAGUGGCUGGACACACAUUGUUGCUCAAACAGAGAGUGGGAGAGUGUUCACAUGGGGCAGAGGAGAUUAUGGACAGCUGGGCCGACAAGCAUCAACCAGUCAGAACCCAGAGCUGCAACCGACUGCUCCUUCAGCUGGAAACCAGGAGGCUUGCCUCCCUGCAGAGGUUAAUGUCCUCCGUGGAGCGACACAGAUCGCAUGCGGAUCUGAACAUAACCAAGCCAUUGUAGGGGGUUGUCUUCUCUCCUGGGGCUGGAACGAACAUGGAAUGUGUGGAGACGGUUCACAGAGCAACGUCUUUCAGCCACAGCUCGUUUCUGGUCUCACACCUCUUCUAAUUGGCUGUGGAGCCGGACACUCUAUGGCAGUGUGCACUGCGACGACUGACUCAAGACAAAACUCUGCAGUGACCCUACCUCAGUAACAUCGGAGCUGGAACAUUUAUUUAGCACAAGGCAAUCGGAGACAAAAAACCUGAAUAACUUUGUGAAUUAACAAAUUUCUGACAGAUUUAGGGUGCUUAUUGGUGCCUUGCAAAGCUCACAUGAGUAUUCUAAGUGCCUUUGAAUAUACUGUAACUUUCACCUUUUAAUAGGUUACUUGAGCUCCUUGAAAAGAUCCGGCUUUAAACUGCAGUCAUCAUAAAUAGUGUGGUGGACACAGGCUGAGUUAUGUUACAUGUGGACAGAAGCCAUCAUGACCAGCCCAUCACUUUGAUGGACAUGAUUGGGGCCGAUGACUUUGCAGGAAAUGACCGUGCCCGUGGCUCCUGGUCCACCUGCCAUGUUUGUCUUUCUGAAGAAAGCCGUUAAGAAUCAUGUGAGGGAUGGGCUAGACUGGUGCUAUAGCUCCAUCUUCCCAUGUCAGCAGUUUUAUUGCUGUGAUCCUGAGUGUCAGAAGGCAGUCAAUCUCUGCACUUCGUACUGAAAAUCCCUUGGUCAUCUCAUGAUUUACCACUUAAACAGACAGUGAGUGCAGUAUUUUUUCUUUGGCAACUCUCCAUCACUUAUUUAUAUUCUUGGCAGUCUGUCAUAUUCUUUGAUAUUCCGUUUGUCUUAUUUCCACCACUUUCAUACUCUCUGCUUUAUUAAUCCCUCUUGGGAGAAAUUUGUCCACUGCAUUUGACCCAAUCUACAUAUUUAUGAGCUUUAGGUGGCCGCAGUGCAGCAUGCAGGGACCAACUGCAGGUCUGAAGCCAGUGUUAUGGUCAAGGGCAAUGGCAGGACUCAAUGGUUAAAAAAGUUUUUAUUUUAUCCUUAUGAUUUAUGCAAAUUAUAAAUAUAAAAAAACAUAUCACUGAUUUAUGCAUUAAUAAAAGUUGAAUUAAUGUGCUUAUAUCUGGAUUAGUUUGAAAAAUAAAUCAACACUCGUUGAAAAUGA
Molecule: messenger RNA, 2216 nt
Organism: Perca fluviatilis (European perch)
Lineage: Eukaryota; Metazoa; Chordata; Actinopteri; Perciformes; Percidae
Gene: sergef
Product: secretion regulating guanine nucleotide exchange factor
Exons: 11
Coding region: 1-1260 (419 amino acids)
Source: RefSeq, a predicted model, not a curated record